Molecule: messenger RNA, 1360 nt
Organism: Protobothrops mucrosquamatus (brown spotted pit viper)
Lineage: Eukaryota; Metazoa; Chordata; Lepidosauria; Squamata; Viperidae
Gene: FOXN2
Product: forkhead box N2
Exons: 6
Coding region: 41-1360 (439 amino acids)
Biological process (GO): regulation of DNA-templated transcription
Cellular component (GO): nucleus
Molecular function (GO): cis-regulatory region sequence-specific DNA binding; DNA-binding transcription factor activity
Source: RefSeq, a predicted model, not a curated record
CCCCAUGCGCCUGCUUCAUGAGUACAGCCUACAAGAUUAAAUGGGUCCAGUAACAGGAAUGACUCCGGAUAAGAAAGCUGAAACACCAGUAGAAAAAGCGGCAGGUCUAAGGCAUAUCCAAAGAAUGGGAAGCUUGCCGGAGGCAGGUGAUGCUGCUCGACCAAAGGCCACAGCUGUGGAUAGUGAAGUAGCGGACGAUGAGCUCACCAAUUUGAACUGGCUGCAUGAAAAUAGUAAUCUCCUAACGAACUUCAGCCUGGGAAGUGAAGGUCUUCCAGUUGUUAGUCCUCUGUAUGAUAUUGAGGGGGAUAAUGUGCCAACAUAUCCAUCCUCCUGCUAUUCUAAUCCGAAGAAGAAAUCUGCCACAUCUAAGCCCCCAUAUUCUUUCAGCCUUCUUAUAUACAUGGCAAUUGAACAUUCUCCUAAUAAAAGCUUGCCAGUGAAAGAAAUUUACAGCUGGAUUCUGGAACGCUUCCCAUACUUUGCUACGGCUCCUACUGGCUGGAAGAACUCCGUCCGGCAUAAUCUUUCUCUGAAUAAAUGUUUCCGAAAGGUGGAGAGAAGCCAUGGCAAGGUGAACGGAAAAGGUUCAUUGUGGUGUGUGGAUCCAGAAUAUAAACCAAACCUUGUACAGGCGCUGAAGAAGCAACCAUUUCCCUCUGCGUUUGCAUUUUAUACCCCACCAGCAUCACCACUAAGUGGUUCAUCAUCUCCUUGCUAUUUAACCUCAAUUCGGAAACAGUGUCAGGGACGAUCUAUCAAAGAUUCAGAUAUUGAUGCUGCUACUGCCAUGAUGCUCUUGAAUACUUCCAUUGAACAAGACAUUUUAGAUUGUGAAAAAUCACCAUCUCUCAAGCUCUCCAAGAAAAGGAAAUAUGGUAGCACAUUCCAUAACCACACCCAGGAAGAGGGCGAUCCAGCAGUCCCCAACAUUGAUCCCAAGGAGGACCACAAUUAUAGUGCCAGCAGUGUGGCUGCACAGCGUUGCGCAUCACUCUCUAGCAUGUCUUCCCUGUCCUCUGUUGAUGAUGUAUACAAAUUUGUCUCAGAGGCCACCCGGACAGGGAGUGACGGCAGUGAAGGAUUUCAGAGUGAGGUGGACACAGAUGACAACGAAGAUGACGAUGAUUCUCUGGCAGACAGUGGUUAUACCUCACAGCCAUGUGUCAGUAUCACAGACGAGGCCCAGCCUCAUCAGAAGGUCCUGGAGGAACUCUGCCAAGAAAUUGAUGAUGAACUCAAAGAGGCUGCUGGGUCUCUUCUUCAUCUUGCUGGGAUCAGCACUUGUCUCGGCUCACUAAUAAGUACUGCAAAGAGCCAUACCCAGAAGAGAAGGAAAAAAAACGACAACACAGCGUGA